This is a messenger RNA of Cercospora beticola, 614 nucleotides long. It is a transcript of the gene LCL2, whose product is annotated as Lcl2p. The record is from RefSeq and is a predicted model, not a curated record. Lineage: Eukaryota; Fungi; Ascomycota; Dothideomycetes; Mycosphaerellales; Mycosphaerellaceae.
GUUCCAUUGCGCUGCACACGACACGCGCCGCUGAACAAGAUGCACUUUCAAUCGAUCCUUGGAGCUCUCUUGCUCCUCGUUGCUCCGGGAAUGUCGCAAUUCUUCAACUUCGGCAACAUGUUCGGCCAGCAACAACAACAUCAAGAGCCACAGAAUAUGGGGAGCGACAGCGACUGGUACCAGCAGAACUAUGAAGGAGCCCGCUGCGACAAAUACCUCUGCCCACACACCCUCUCUUGCGUCCACUUCCCACACCACUGUCCCUGCGCAUUCCCCAAAACCGAAGACAAAAUCGAGUUCGGAGAAGGCAGCAUGGCGUGCGUUAGCAAAGGCGGAUUCAAGGAAGGCGAGUCGCUGAGGAAGAUCGAAUUGGCGAGGAAAGGACUGUUAUAAUAGCGUGAUUGAGCGAAGGCGUUUUGGAGAGCACUAGAUGGGGAAGCAUUGUGUCACGAUACCCAGAAUCUGAAAUGAUACGAGAUUUUUGAAUCUUUCGUCUCCAGCCAGCGCUGUGGUUCCAGGGGAAACCCACCUUACGCACAUCAUUCGCUUAUGUGGCCGUACCGAUACUGGGACAUCCGCUGCGAACAAGGCUAGGAAGGGCAUGAGUGACGUGC